Molecule: messenger RNA, 854 nt
Organism: Pungitius pungitius (ninespine stickleback)
Lineage: Eukaryota; Metazoa; Chordata; Actinopteri; Perciformes; Gasterosteidae
Gene: nkx1-2a
Product: NK1 transcription factor related 2-like,a
Exons: 2
Coding region: 39-854 (271 amino acids)
Biological process (GO): regulation of transcription by RNA polymerase II; cell differentiation
Cellular component (GO): nucleus
Molecular function (GO): RNA polymerase II cis-regulatory region sequence-specific DNA binding; DNA-binding transcription factor activity, RNA polymerase II-specific
Source: RefSeq, a predicted model, not a curated record
CCGUCUCCUUCUCUUACAAGGUGUUUUCUCUGGAAAGGAUGCUGGACCCGAAGGACCGUGGAGAGACAAUGACGUCCAGUCACAAGAUUCCCUUUUCUAUAAUUGAUAUAUUGGAUCCGAACAAAUUCAAUAGCAAAAGAGGAGGCGAACUUUCCAUCGUCGCUGAGAAGUUUACUGAGCCACGAGAAGAGGGAACAAGUGUGGAGUCGGACGGCACUGCAGGUGGAGACUUCAGAGUUGAGGGCACGAAAGCAGAGAAAGAGACAGGAGAUGAACCCUCCAUGCAUCGUGCAGUCGUUGCUGACCCGCUUGCCCUUUCCCCACCUCCGGGAACAGAGCUGUGCCUCCCCGGGGAGCAGGACGAGGCGGGGGCCGCGGCGGCCCAGCAGGACCCAUCGCCGCACAAGCGGCGGCGCCCGGACCAGGCCUGUGCCAAACCACGGCGCGCCAGAACAGCGUUCACGUACGAGCAACUGGUGGCUCUGGAAAACAAGUUCCGCUCAACUCGGUACCUGUCCGUGUGCGAGAGACUAAACCUCGCCUUGUCCCUGAGUCUGACCGAAACCCAGGUGAAAAUCUGGUUCCAGAACCGGAGGACCAAAUGGAAAAAGCAGAACCCCGGGGCGGACAGCACCUUGCAGCCCGGCUCCAACUCCCUGGUCAACGUCAGUCCAAACCCGCCCAACUGUGGGGCAAGCUCCGCCGGGUUCCACCAAACUUUUCCCAGCUUUAGCUCUGGUAACGUGAUGUUCCACGCGGCCGGCGCGCUUCCACUUUCAUCCGCUGGAGGGCUCUUGCAUCCCUUCAUGUCCAGUGGUUUCGUCCAGCCGAAUUAUUUUAAUCCACAUCUAUGA